AUGAGAGAAGUUGGUAUUCUUGAUGUUGCCCAUGGCAACGUUGUAACUAUAAUGAUGAAAGAUCCAGUAGUAUUUUUGGUGAUUUUAUUUGCAUCCCUUGGAGGUUUGCUUUUUGGUUAUGAUCAAGGGGUUAUUAGUGGCAUUGUCACAAUGGAAUCUUUUGGUGCAAAAUUCCCCAGAAUUUUUAUGGAUGCCGAUUACAAGGGUUGGUUUGUGUCUACUUUUUUGCUAUGCGCAUGGUUUGGCUCUAUUAUUAAUACUCCAAUUGUUGAUAGGUUUGGAAGACGUGAUUCUAUCACAAUCUCUUGUGUUAUUUUUGUCAUUGGUUCUGCGUUCCAAUGUGCUGGCAUUAAUACAAGUAUGUUAUUUGGUGGGCGUGCUGUUGCUGGUCUUGCAGUCGGUCAAUUAACCAUGGUAGUUCCAAUGUACAUGUCGGAAUUGGCUCCUCCAUCGGUGAGAGGUGGGUUGGUUGUAAUUCAGCAACUUUCGAUUACAAUUGGUAUCAUGAUUUCCUAUUGGUUGGAUUAUGGCACUCAUUUUAUUGGAGGUACUAGAUGUGCUCCUAGUCACCCAUACCAAGGUGAAACUUUUAACCCUAAUGUGGAUGUUCCUCCAGGUGGCUGCUAUGGUCAAAGUGAUGCCAGUUGGAGAAUUCCUUUUGGUGUUCAGAUUGCUCCAGCAGUGUUGUUGGGUAUUGGAAUGAUAUUUUUCCCAAGAUCUCCCAGAUGGUUACUCUCUAAAGGUCGCGACGAAGAAGCUUGGAGCUCUUUGAAAUAUCUCAGAAGAAAGAGUCAUGAGGAUCAAGUCGAAAGAGAGUUUGCUGAAAUUAAGGCAGAGGUCGUUUAUGAAGACAAGUACAAGGAAAAGAGAUUCCCUGGUAAGACUGGAGUUGCUUUAACACUUACUGGAUACUGGGAUAUUCUUACUACUAAAUCUCACUUCAAGAGAGUUUUUAUUGGAUCAGCUGUCAUGUUCUUCCAACAAUUCAUUGGCUGCAAUGCAAUAAUUUAUUACGCACCUACAAUUUUCACACAAUUGGGAAUGAACUCUACAACUACUUCCUUGCUUGGUACUGGUCUUUAUGGUAUUGUUAAUUGUCUUUCCACCCUUCCAGCAGUGUUCUUGAUCGAUAGAUGUGGAAGAAAGACUUUGUUAAUGGCAGGUGCUAUUGGAACUUUUAUUUCCUUGGUUAUUGUCGGCGCAAUCGUUGGCAAGUAUGGCGAUCGUUUAUCUGAAUUCAAGACAGCAGGGAGAACUGCAAUUGCUUUCAUUUUCAUUUAUGAUGUGAAUUUCUCGUACAGUUGGGCUCCAAUUGGAUGGGUUUUACCCUCAGAGAUUUUCCCAAUCGGCAUCAGAUCCAAUGCCAUCUCCAUAACUACCUCAUCUACUUGGAUGAAUAAUUUUAUUAUUGGCUUGGUCACUCCACAUAUGUUAGAAACAAUGAAGUGGGGCACUUACAUUUUUUUUGCAGCGUUUGCUAUUAUUGCGUUCUUUUUCACUUGGCUUAUCAUCCCGGAAACCAAGGGAGUUCCAUUGGAAGAAAUGGAUGCCGUGUUUGGCGAUACUGCAGCAUUGCAGGAAAAGAAUUUGGUUACCAUUACGUCAGUUUCUGAAUCUGACGCCAAGGAUCGCAACUCGAUUGAAAUGUCAGAAUAA
Messenger RNA from Scheffersomyces stipitis CBS 6054, 1656 nucleotides. It is a transcript of the gene XUT3, whose product is annotated as sugar porter family MFS transporter. Lineage: Eukaryota; Fungi; Ascomycota; Pichiomycetes; Serinales; Debaryomycetaceae. Gene Ontology annotation, molecular function: carbohydrate:proton symporter activity. The transcript has a single exon. The coding region runs from base 1 to 1656 and encodes 551 amino acids. Gene Ontology annotation, cellular component: membrane. Gene Ontology annotation, biological process: transmembrane transport; carbohydrate transport. The record is from RefSeq and is a predicted model, not a curated record.